Amoebophrya sp. A120 is the source of this 14918-nucleotide messenger RNA. The record is from the annotation of a GenBank genome assembly. Lineage: Eukaryota; Dinophyceae; Syndiniales; Amoebophryaceae.
AUUUCUUGAAAAACAAAAUUUGCGUUGCUCUUAAAAAUCGUUUCGCAAGGUGUUGCUUCUAUUUCUAUUUCCAUUUCACCACAUUUCGAUUUCCCCCUCCGCGUGGUGUUGUAGUUGUUUUGCUUGACGUAGUUCUUUAUCAAAUGUAAAAAUGUCUGGGUCUGGCUCUGGAAGGUUGCAACUUGUGAUGCUAACGCUACACUCUAAAAAAGUCUGUAUUGCAUGACCAGCAAGAGAGGUCUCGUUUCCGCUACGCGGGGAGGGCAUUUGUUAUGCGGAGUAGGCAUCAGGAAGCCCUCUAAAAAUCUGUGAUGCUAGGUCGUGCAUUACAGACAUCCUGGGCCAUGCAAAAUAUGCAUGACAAGUCUCAGAAUCUUCCAGACCCAGACAUUUUUGCACUUGAUAUUCUUGCCCUUGACGUAUACAAAUUCAACUUGUGAGCAAAAAUCUUGCACUGCAAAAACCAUCCUGGCGGGUAACGAAAACGAAAACGAGGAGACAGUGCGCAAGGACGAGAAAAUUAUAAAACUGCAACUACGCCAACGCCGGGAGCGGUUUGGCAAUCAACAUAUCAAAUGCAAAUUUGUCUGGGUCUGGAAUGUUGCUGGGUUUGUCAUGCAUAUUUUGCAUGACCCAGCAGGAUGUCCUCUGUAAUGCAUGACCUAGCAUCACAGAUUUUUACAGGGCUUCCUGAUGCCUAAUCCGCAUGACAAAUGCCCUCCCCGCGUAGCACAAACUAGACUCCUCUUGCUGAUCAUGCAUAUACAGAUUUCUUUAGAGUCCUCCAGAGUUGGCAUUACAAGCUCCAACCUUCCAGACACGGACACUUUUGCAUUCGAUAUCAACAGCACACGAUACAACUAGAGGCUUUUCAUCGUCGGCAGAAGUAGAGUAUCAAAUGUAAAAAUGUCUGGGUCUGGAAGAAUGCAACUUGUGAUGCUGCAUUUCGAUUCCAAAAAAAUCUGUAUUGCAUGAGUACCAAAGGGAAUGCAAUUUUUCCUACGCUGAGGAGGCAUUUGUCAUGCGGAAUAGGCAUCAAGAAGCCCUCAAGAAAUCUGUAUUGCUAGGGUAUGCAUCACAGACAUUAUGGCUCACGCAAAACGUGCAUGACAAGUGUCAGAAUCUUCCAGACCCAGACAUUUUUACAUUUGAUAUAGAGCUGGAGCUGCUGCGAAGGAACAACGAAGGAAACAUCUUCUAUGGAAGCGUCAGGAUUGAAAUCGUCAGAGUUGAAAUUGUUUGUGAUGCAUAAAAUGCAUGACCCGAGGUACGUGCGUUGCAGAGCAGGCAAGUGAGGCCGAUUGUAAGCCUGUUUGGGGCUAGAGCUCGAGCAGCUAAAGCAGCAUGAGAAAAUCGGUCUUCUUUGCCUAAACAGCAUGACAAACUGGAUUUAGGGAGCGCCAAAAUUUGUCAUGCUCCGCUUGGAAACUGGGCUCCAACUGGCAUCCAUUUUUUGCAUGACAAAUCAUUUCAACUUUGUCGAUUUCAAACCUGACGCUUCCAUAUCUUCCAAGCGACGUUUGUUCCACCUUCUGGCAAAGAACAAUUAACCGACAACAACAACAACAACAAGGGUGUUUCUACUGACACCUACUCGCCACGAUCACUAUCAACUGCAAAAGUGUCUGGGUCUGGACGAUUGCCAGGUUUGUCAUGCAUAUUUUGCACGACCACCCAUGACGCCAGUGGUGCGUGACUUAGCAUCACAGAUUUUUGGAAGGCUUCCUGAUGCCUAUUCUACAUGACAAAUGCCGUCUCCGCGUAGCACAAUCUGAGCUCCUCUUGCUGCUCAUGCAAUGCAGAUUUUUUCAGAAUCCAAAAACAGCAUGACAAGUUUGGAUCCUUCCAGACGACCCAGACAUAUUUGCAAUGCAUAAUCACAAACGGCUAGCAAAAUGUGGGCUCGUCGUUCAGAACCAGACCACAGUCGUGCACACUGGCAAGGGGCCAGAAAGCUUGCCGCAAUCACGGUAUAACUUCUGUGGCAUAAGAUGUUGCAAAAGCGCGGUCUUAUUUUAUUUACAACAUUGCUUGCUCGUGCUUGACAUGCGGUAAAACCUUUGAGUUUGAUAGUCACAGCAUCACAAAAUUUCAUGCCGCGUCAUGAUUUCAUCUCGGUCGUUCAUGUACAUACUUCUAGCGCCGCAGAACGUGAACAACAGGAGGACAAAAAAAGCAUUAAAGAGCUUGUUUGUAGUUUACAUGUCUGUAGUGGCGUCAACAUGAUCUAUUUCGUCCAACAACAUUCAACUACCAUAUCCAAGAAAAAAACUGUGUUAGUGUACUUAACUUUCUUUGGCUGACAGCAUCACAAAUUUGCUCUGCAUGACAGAGAAAACCUGUCAUGCGUGGCUUUUAAGGGAAAAUACAAAUGAAAAAAGGACUUCAUGGCUGUGUGGCAUGACAGGUGUAACUCUGUUGCAUGUUUUGCAUUACAGAGUGCACAGUUUUCUUCUUGCAUAUACCAGGCCCGCCAUCUAGCGGUGCUGCAACUCGGCGAAGUGUUUGUUCUACACAAUCAACACGACGCGCCGCAUCAUUUCUGUGCCGCCACGAAAACAACCACUUCUGGUGCGGCUUUGGCGGCAGAGGACAAAAAUGACGCGGUGGAGGACAACGAUGGGGCUACUUCCACCUCGACCACCAGCUUCCUGGAAGGGCAAGAAGCGGGAAAAAAAGCAGCCGUCAUCAUCGACGAUCCUGAAGACGGUAUCCUGGGUAAAAACGCCCCCAGUUCCGCUUCCCCGUAGUCAAGACGGAGAUUUUGCUAGACAAAUCCGCAAGGUUUAUUCGUUGCCAGGCAUGAAAAAGAAAAAUUUGUCGUGUAGUAGAAGUAGUACCCGCCGGCCCAAGAAUCGUGGUUUGGGGCCUUAGCCGCACCAGGAAGCCGCUUGCUUCAGUAUCUGAUUUCAAGCAUGACAAACCCGAAAGAAUGUGAUGAGAUGAAAUAAAUGCCUCUCAAACUCAAUGUGGAGAUUCGCAUGAGAAGUACUGUCCUGAGCAGGCAAGUUUGCAUGGCAAAUCUUCGGUGGGGAAGUUCUUUUUGUACAGGAUAGACGACGAAGAGGAUUUUUCGUCCGACGAUCACGACGCGGAUAUGCUCUGGCAAAAGACUGAUCAUACCAUCACCCGCAAUUAUUUGAUGUGGUAAUGUAGGAUAGGAAUAGCUAGACGUAGACAAAGUCGCUAUCUACAUCGAAAUACAAGAUUUCAUGUACUUUUCUGCAUGUAGUUUUUCGUUUGAAUGACAAAAGGGGAGUUGUAGUUGUCCUAAACUGACGGUGAUGGUGAUCAUCAUGUUUUCCCUAGCGAUAGCGGAGGUGGCUGCCUUCGUCGCCUGGCACUUUCGGAGUGGAGGGGGCGUUGUAUGAGAGUGCACAAUUCCCCCUCUCCCUCAUUUGAAGGGCAUGAGCAGCAACACAAACACCGGAUGGCGAUGAAAUGUGACUCCCGCAUUACAAAUUGAAAUCUGCUCGCCCUUAUUUGAAGGGCAUGAGCAGCAACACAAACACUGGAUGACGAUGAAAUGUGACUCCCGCAUUACAAACUGAGAUUCCCCGCAUACGGAGUGCAGUACUUCUGAUUUUUGAGGUUCGAAGAUCUGUCACUCAGAGAGAGCCGGCACGACGAAGACAUUUUCUUGUGGGUAUUUUGCAUCACAAAUGACGACAAGGGGGAGGAAUUUUGCACUCUCAUAAGGCACGAAUCAAAUUCAUCAAGCCGGCCGUGCAGGAAAUUUUGGCGGGAGUACGAAGAAGCAUCUGCAGGGAAAGAAGAAGCAGGACAAAAUCGACGUUUUAUCCUGUGUGAAAACCACCACAUCCCCAAAUCUUCUUCAUCACUUGUCAUGCAAAAUAGCAAAAAUUUGGCACAACGUCACUGUGCAUGGCAGUUUUCAACUCCGAAGGCCCAAAGAACAGUAUGUACAGCAUUUUUGUUCCGAUCUUAGGUCCAGUUCGUCUUUCGGAAAGUACAGUAAUUGUUGAGCUUGUUUCCACCAUUGUCGGUUGUAUUAAGGUUGACACCGCUCAAGUGGUGCUGAAAGUAGAGGGGGAGUGGUUGUUCACCAGCAUACCAUUCUCUCGGAGGUGAGAACGACCAGAUCGGAAGCCCUCGUGCGGCCGCUGCGGAUGUUGGUCGCGAAGGCGGGGCUUUUUUGCUACCUGACGAAGAAGCCGGCGUCGAAAAUCGGAUGGGAGAAUUUUUGGAGCAACAAGCAACAGCUGGUCUUCCUACCAGCACGAUGGUAACUACAUUCGCACUGCCACACUACGGGAUGCCAAAUUCCCAACCUCGCGUUGCCGCUGCCACUGCCACUGUCGCUCCGGCGCGAAUGGUACAGGUGGAUCAAUAUCACAACCGUCCGUUGGUCGCUGUCCACCCUUCCGCCCCGUUUCCGGUUUUUCCUGGAUCUGUUGUCGCAGGUGGAGUUGCUCCCAUGUCAUCUUCUACCACUGCACCAGGUGGCCCCCCUGUGGCCACCCCCGCCCCCGGUCAAGUACAAGUACAACGAGCGCAGCCUGCUCCACCUGCCAAACAAACUCCAGCCGAGCGUUUUGCGGUCCUUCCCCAAGCGGAAAUUGUGCAGCUGGUGAAAUCAGUGGGGAACGGGGGUGCCACGUACAAGAUCGCGGAUGGUAUUACGGACUCGAAAGUUCUAAAGCCCCGUCUGGUUGAAAAUCAAGUUCAUGGACGGCGCAUGGUGCGUAGACUACUUGAACACAGGGACAGGGCUGAAAGUGAGUAUUUGAAAAUUUCAAAAAACUGUAAAACUAAAAGCGUAAAAAAGCCCGGCACGAUGCAAAUGCAUAUGCAAGUACUAUCUUGCAUUUUUUUGUUCAUAAUCCUCCAUUUUAUAGUGCUAAGUCGCCCAUUGCGAUUCACAUUCAUCCCAAGUGACCCACUUGGACUCGCGUGCUACACACUGUCAAAGAAGUUGCACCCAACACCAGACGGCUCUUUUUCUUUUGCCCAGAAUAGGAGAUGACGACGCUGACCCAGCAGCCCAAAAGCGUUCGGCCGUGUUCUUUUUCACGCGCGAGGAUGGCAAAACCGAAAAGCGGCCUUAUAGGAAAGGCACCACGAACCUACGACCGGGAGCAGACUACACGUUGCUCGCAGACGGACACCUGGCUUUUUUUCUCGACAUAAGCAGCGGAAAUGUGUCUCGGUCAUGUUCAGGAAAAAGAUAUAUUUAGAAAAGGGCCGAACGAUGGCGCUUAUUUGUGUCUUCAAGUUGGCUGUGGUGACGAGGAGCAGACAGACGCAAAAACAGGAUAUGUGUUUGAUAGAAGACCUCGCACAUCAUCUACUAUUUGGCACAUGUCAUUCUCAUUGUUAGUAGUACGGGACAAGAACAAGUUGGAUUUUGGCAUGACACGCAAGAGCAGAUUUGCUACUUGCGAUGACGCAGCACAGACUUCACUUUUUGACGCUUCCCGUCAGGCAGUACAGAUCCAGACAUAUUUGCGCAGCAUACGACAGCACGAACGAGAAUAUCAGAUUGCGCAAUCCCCCUCUCCUUCGUAUUCAGUUGGCAUGAAGAACAGCUGCAACUAUUCGCGGCACUACCGUGCUAGAGCUGCGCCGCAAGGACAGAUGGAUCCACAAGCGGAUCGUAUAAAUUUCAUUUCUUGGUCCUCGCAUCAGCAACUCGCCCUGUAAUUAUGUAGCGCGCGUGCGUGUGGACCCGUUCCCAACUAUUAUGCAUGACAACUGAACAAGGGGAGCGGGUGUUGUGCGUUUUCAUACGCCACAAUCACGUCAUCAAGCCUUUCUCUAUCAUACAGAAAAUUUUGCUUUUUCAUGCUCGGACAACAUAAUGGCCAUGGCACAAUUUGGGGCGAGAGUCAUAAUACCACUUUAUUUUCAGGACACACGAGGGGAUGCAAAGCCCGAAGGCUUUGAGGACAUCAGAAUCAGCCGGACCCCGCUUUCGUAUCAAUAUAAGGAUCUAUGGAUAAGAUUAACACCCAGAGCAAGAAGGAAGGAGAAAAUGAUGACAAGCAGCAAAGGUUCAGAUUUUGGACUUCAACCGCUAAAAUAGCGCCAGGUCGUGUCGUAGUGCGUAGACUGCAACUAAGUAUUCUGUUUCUGUGUGGUAGAGUCAGUUUCUUCGGAAACUCCCGACGGCGGAGUGCAGCUGGGAGGGGCGGAACUCGAACUGAAAGUCCGAGUCGAGGGCACGACGGACGCCAAGCAGAAGCUGUACAAUUGUUUUCCCCUCGACAGUAUGAACUGCAAAAGAAAAAGUAUCGUAGUACCCGCAUAAAGGCACUACAAAUUUCCUCAGCAUGAGAAAUAAACUUUGUCAUGCGGAUUUACCUUAAGAAACCUUUUGUAAUGCACGACUUGCAUUUAUACGAGUGCGAUACUUUUGCACAGGAUAGACAGUGCCCUUCCCAUGGCUGUCAGCGACACCCAAAGCACGGCUCCCGCACGCGAGGAAGAUGAAGCAGGAGGUACUGCAGCUGCUCCAGAGGACCCCAAACAGCAUGAAUUGGAGUACACAGUGCAGCGGUUGGUACACGAUGAGAAGGCCAAGGACCAAGACGCCUGCUUGCGACAUUGCACAUUCGAUAAGAACUGCAAGGGCUGGGCCUGGAAAGCCAAACAGGGAGAGUGCCUGCGCUGGGGCCACGGGACCAUCUUCAGCUUGACACCACACGCCAAAGCGGCAACUAUUCACUGCGAUGUGAUAACGGGCGAAGAAAAACAAGGUGGUGAAGAGGAGGACGACAGCGCAUUUAUUGUCCAGAAAAAGUUUCCCCCCUUGAAGUCCGGGCUCGAGGAAGUUUGCUUGUAGAGAUUUUUUGUUGUAUUUGUACUAGGCACACACCAUGCAGCAUGUCGUGACCUGAGUCGCUGACUGCCGCCCGAGCGAUACUAUGGUCGAGGAAUAUAUAAAUCGGCUACAACCUCCUCCUCCCGGGAGACGAGAGGGGGGUAUAUUCCUGUAUGAUAAUAUCGGAAGUGUCGAGCAGCGCCAGCACGGUCGCGAGCACAUCGGAUCUAGCAGUCGACACGCCGGCCCACUUGCUUUGCGGUCGGCACGGCUGGAGCCACUGUGCUUGCAUGGUUGGUAGUGGUAAGGAUGAGGAACGUUGGAAAAAAAACCCUGCCUACUGUAUCGGCUGAAACUGUGUGCGAUGUAUACCCAAAAGUACUAAUAUGUAUCUGUGGGCAUUGUUCUUGCAGAAUUAGAUGUCAGUGUGGCGUCUCCACGCGGCAUCUUGGACGACAUCAACAAAGGGCGAAGUAUGGAUCAUAUGAUAUUGCAUGAUCCGCUGCAAUAAAUGUUUAUUCUCGGCGCCGGGAACAUCAAGCACUUUGCGAUGUCUAAAGAACACACUUGCUCAGGGUUGCACAGCUGAGAAGCAAUGUGCCCCCGCCAGGAGGUUCUAUUUAUUGUCCGCGCGAUUUUUGUUUUUGUUUUUCUCAUGGGGCCUUGGCCCAGCAAGAAUAAGAAGCGCUCCGCGCCGGCCAGAAAGACGGCGCUUUUGCGUUGUGGUCGUGCCGUCCUCAGUACAGGCAACAUACGCUAGCACACGGCUUCGGUCUGUAUACAUCCCUAUGGCAACGGCAAUCAGUGCGGCUACAGAAAAAAGAUCGGCAGUGAAUGCGGAGACGACCAGCAGGCGGGAAUCUGCAAAUUCGAGUGCCACAGCACAGCUUCAGUCAGUCUCUUUGGCGGUGCUGUUUCUUGGGCUGCGCAUGACCUGUGCCACUGUGUCGGCGCCGAGACGGAUCCGAACACGCACAAGACCGGGCGGCGAGGGUUUGGCGAGGUGAUCAAAGGCGGCCGCGUGUGUGGUGGGGCAGGAGAAGCUCGCGUUGGUGGCAAAAACGUCGGAACAAUUUGUGCGGACGGCGCCGGAAAAUGUCGCGUGAAGCCACUGAAAGAAUCCAUGGACCGGUUCUGCGUGAACUCCGUCAACGCAUUGGCGUUCGCAGGCAACGGCUACUUCAUGUACAAGGGGGCCAAACUGGUCUACAGCCAUUUUUUCGGCACCCCCACUACCCCGGAAGAGCAGGAAAAGGCGCAGGGCCUUGUGAAGACGUUGCACGACGCAGCUGCCGUAUCCUGUGUGAAAGCACUACAUGAGUACUUCUUCCCAGCACGACCCUGCCCGGGCAGUUAUGUACAUCGGCACGCACAGCAGCUGUGUCAGGUGGCCCCCUGAUGUCUUGGGGGUGCUGCUGAUUUUGGUUGCGAUUUUCUAAUCAUAUUUGAGGAGCCCGAACUGCUGUGCCCGUGGCCUGCGCUUGCUCAGGAUUAUACAUAAAAGAGCGAACAGAUCGCCAUGCUACCGUGGUAGCGAUGAAUUAAUUAUCGUGGCUGCUUAUGCUCCGGCCCCCAAGGACCGUUUCCUGCCUAUGUCUUGUGUGGUUCCAACCCUCUAAAUUUUUAUAGUGGUCUUGACUUUGGAAGGGGCUAUCGUCUGUUUUCACCCAGGAUACGUGGGCGGCACACCGCAGAUCAACCCCAUGCAGCUGGCCAUGUUGGACUCGAUAUCGUGAGAAAAAAACGCAAGAAGGUUGGCCACCGCCACCGCAUUAGGUCAUGAACCGGCUUGGCAGGUCCGUUUGCUUGUGCCGUACCAAAGCCGCGAACAGCGCUGCUACUUUUCUUACAGCAGUGACGCCGGCUGCCAUGCAGCUGGCAGCCGCCAGAAGAUCACAGCGUGGCGCGGGUUGCACUCAGUUGGACUAACAGGCAUCGCGCCCCACUUGCCUCCCCGUAUUUCCCCGGGCACUACCACUAUCUACGCACGAAUGUACUGCAACAAGCACUAAAAAUGCUCUUUAUCUUGUCCGGGGUUGCUGCGCAAUUUAUUUUUAAUGCGUGGCGCGCGGCUGUAUGACAAUGUCAGUGCCUUGCUUUAUCUCGGGUGGGGCUAGUGAUCGUUUCAGAUAGGGCAGACGCUUGUAUAUCGUGUCAAUCAAGCAGGGGCCCGGGCUUCAAACUGCUACUCGCACAAACAGUUUUAAAUGGAAAGCGCAGCAUCAAGAUACGAGAGGGCACUUAGUUACUUUCAUCUCGGACCUGGUUUGUCGCUGGUAAAGCUGCCGCACGAAUUAUUAGCAAAUGCAAAUCUAUUGGCGCCUUUGGGUGUGGGGUUGGGGCUGACCAGCACACUGGCAUUUUUUUCCAGCAUACAUGGACACAUUGAAGCAGGUUGCCAUCGCAGACCUCACGCAGAGCAAGCCGUAUCAAGUGCAAAACGACGUUUCUGAGCGUCUCGGGAAGUCCUUGUGACGCCACUUUACUAGCUUUAGCUCGAAAAGGAAAAAUUGGAUCCUUCCAUAUACGCCGUACGUCGUCUUGCAGUUAUGCACAGCAUGUGAUAUAGAAAUAGAAGUGCAAGCGUGACGUGAGCUCCUCUAUAUGUGUAAAUUUGUCUACUGAAGGGUGCGCUUCGGCAGAGUUUUUUUGCUUUGGCGUGAUCACAGGCAGAUGGCAUACUUACUUAUUCUGAAAUGAGUGCCCUUCUCCUUAAAUACAAACCGCGCUGGUUUUCCUUUUACUUUCAACGGGAUCUUGCGCGGCGGGCGCUGGCCAUGGCGCCAGCCGAGCAUGACAACAAAGAAGUGAAACGCUUUCUCGACCUAGUACUUCCCGAGAUAAUGAGCCCAGAAACUACGUUCUCCGUGCAUAAGCGGUGGACGCAUUUUGUGGGGCUGCGGUCGCUGGGUCACAUCAAAGAAAGCGUCUACGUUCCGUUCCGGGGACUCCUCGAGAACAACAACAGCCUAUCCGGUGUGAAAACGUAUGCCCCCCUAGCCCUACAGACUUGUAAUGCAUAUUAUAGUUAGGGCCACCCGCGACCGCGUCUGUCAUGGAAGUAAGUCUAAGCAUCUCACGCGGCCCGCCAUGGGAGGCGGGGUCUAAUCCUGUUCUGGGCCAUGUUGUCCUUGUCGUGCGCGACCUCGACUCAGGAUUCGUUAUGUGGCCACGUGGACAAUGCUGCGGUUUAUUCAACUUUUGCGCGCGUGACGCCACCCAGACUUGCUUGGUUUGUAUACCUGUAAGCAGAGGCUGCAGCCUCUUUAGCUUGCUUGUUAAUGGGUGGGUGCGUUUUUGCUUAGGAUAGAACGUCUCCCCCGUUUACGAGAAAGGCGUCCAGGCGGUCAGGAUCAGGUGAAGGUUUUUCAGACUGGAAGAGGUGUGCUUAUUUGUAGUGCUGAUUUUGUAUUUCAAAUGCACGAAAAUGACAUCAACUGCUACGGAAGAUGAAAGGACUUCUCUAAACUAACAAUGAGUCGCACGACAUUUUUGGACAGGUGGAUAUUGACUAUGGACAAACAAAGAAGAUUCCAGCACUUCUUCGUCCUGAAGCUAAAGCUGAUUCUAUGUUCGCUUCCGGUUAUGAAAAAAUGAAAAUCGGAAUUCCCACCGCCGCAUGACACGCGCAUAGAACGUUUGUGCAGAUGCUGAACAUGGCUGUGCAGGGCGCCCUGACCUACGUCUCGAUUACCGUUUUAUGGAGGUGAAGUCAAGCUGAGUGAUCUUUCCCGCAUUGUAGUUACUAGUACUAGAAAAUAAAGGAAAGAAAAAGGUGCUUGUCAUGUUGCGGGGAUGAACUUGCCUCUGCAGCUCUUUGCUGCAAAGCGCCCACCAUCCAGUAGUUCCAGACCGUACGAAUAAACGUGUUUUGCAUGUUGACAGACAACGAAAAGGAAAAUAGCCGCGAACAGUUUGUAGUAUUGUUUAUCUGGGACUCCCACUCCUUGCCGGACAAAACGGCAGAACCUUGCAAGCCCCCAUGGCGCAGCUGCGCACUGCAACUUUUCAUACGGCUAGCAGCGGUCCGGGCCCGCAAGAUCACUCACUCUCUUGCCCCGGCUAUAAUUGAUGGGGAGUGUUCCCGUGCUCGCCAUUCCUCUUGCCAUCAUCGAGGUAUCCCGGGUAAGGCCACUUGCACCACCUCCACCCCCAGCACGCAUAAUAUUGGCGCGCGAGAUAAUUCAGUUUGGCACUAAAGGGAGCACUGCUUCUUGCGCUCACUACCAUCGCCAUCCACCUCCAACGUGAAAAACCAUGCCCCAGGGGCCCACGCAUGUUUUGUGCCAGUCUUGCGUUUACCGAUUGGGGGUCGUGAGGGUGCUUUUCCAAAGGAUACGGGGCUACCGAAUUUUAUUGUGACAGCGAACGGACUAUCCGGGGAAAAAGUAUCACGCUCGUAAUUUUGUUUCUGGUUGCGUUAAUCUUGCAUGGCGCUCUGUGUCCUCGUCGUCAUCUUCUUUGAGUUUUACUACCGGCGCCUAUCAAAAUCAAGCCAGCAAACUUUGCAUUUCAUUGUCCAUUUACUGGAUUGGGGAUUCGCGAUGCGAAUUGUGCGCGUGUGAUGCUUAUCAAGUGCAAAAGUGUCUGGGUCUGGAAGGUUGGGCCUUGUGAUGCUAACUUUGGACGACUCGAAAAAAAUCUGUAUUGCAUGAUCGGCAAGAGGAGUCUAGUUCGUGCUACGCAGAGACGGCAUUUGUAAUGCGGAAAAGGCAUCCGCAUCGGGAAGCCGAAGCCCUCUAAAAAUCUGUGAUGCUACGUCAUGCAUUACAGACAACUUGGGCCAUGCAAAACAUGCAUGACAAACCCGGCAACAUCCCAGACCCAGACACUUUUGCCUUUGAUAAUGCUCCUGGACCCCUGCAUACGGAUGCAGGAGCACUUGGAGAAACAGCACAGCGAAUGGCGGACGGGCUUUUGUGAAACGUUCCACACAGUGCAAAACAAGUACCCGCACGCCACGAAAACCUUCCGUGGGGUUUUGAAGCUCCUGAACGGGAUACCAGGCUGAAAAAAGCUGCCCCAAGUACAACCCUGAAGAGAAAACGCAACUAAGGUGCCUGCAUUGGCAUUGCAAGCCAAGGUCCUGGAAAGCCGAUUUAUGGUUUGGUCGCGUCUUUUUUACAAAUACAGACACAUAUGAUCGCGCGGAAAUAAAAGGGCUCCUUGCGUUGCACAUAAACGAAAGCAGUUUAUUCGUGCAUCAACAUAUGCUACCGACACAAAUUCUCAAUGCAGGAUAGUUGUCAGAAUAUGUGUUGCCGCACGGCGAUCCCGCGAGCAGAGCGGGAUUCGAUGUGGUCAUCAUGGGAGCAGAUGAACAAAUGAAUUUAAAAUUUGAAACGACCAAAAUGUUCUGCUCUUUUGGCUUCGCAGCAAAAUCUCAUGUCAUGACAGUUUGGGGGGCUCUGCAGUGCAAACAGGAAAGAUCCGUAGAACUUCUUCCGGGCGGGGCGGGGCGCAACUUUUCGCUCGGAUACCUGAUUUUGACGGGUACCAACCUGGGCGACGCCGUGAUAUGCUUCGCAAGUAUGUCUGGGUCGGGAAAAAUGCCGAACUUCGCCAACGCGCAGGUUUUGUAUGGCACAGUGGAGGGUCGGAUAAUUGCAGGGCCCAGCACCAAUCCAGGUUCUGGCCCGGCAGCCGCUUUGCGGUGCCUAUCCUGUAUGAGAAACUCCGCCUCAGGGUGGCCAAAAGUGCUGGCCUGGUUUCUCCAGUCGCGCAUUAAGUACAGGCCUUUGCGCUACUGACAGAGACCGUUGCAGGUUCCAAGGGUUCCAGACCCAGACAUAUUUGUGUUUUAUACGUGAUAUGGAUUGCAAAUAUGUCUGGGUCUGGAAAUUUGGUUGCUGAUACUUUCAUUACAAAGUUGCUGCUUGUAGGGCAUAAAAGCAUGAGAAAUUUGUCUCGGCUCCUUGCGGAUUCAUCCGUGUUUAGCAUUACAAACUGCCACCCAGCACGACAAAAAAAACUGGCCAACGAUAUCCAUGCAUGAUAGAUCUUGUUGUCCUUGAAGUCCUGCAUCACAAAUCCAGACCCAGACAUAUUUGCAAUGCAUACGCGAAGCAGCUGUACGAAUUUGGAAAGGAAGUGGUGAACAACUGGAAUCUGGUAUUACAAUGAAAAAUGCCCGCACCCCCAGCUCGGCAGCAUUUGUAUUGCAAACCUUUCCAGCAGGACCAUUCCCCGUCUUGCAUAUCUCAGCAUCACAAAUUUUCCAAUGCUGAAGAGGUCAAAUUUGUGUUGCGAAGUAGCCGAACAGCAGCUGGAUCUGUUAUGCACAAGGCACCUUGCGCACCCUGAUUCUGCAUCAGAAAGUCUCGCAAUCCUUUUAUGCAAGACAAAAAGCUUUCAUUUGGAAACUUUUCAUGACAAACUUCGGCAAAUUUCGGGAUGGGGGCAUUUUUCACUGCUAUAUCUGGUGCAGCAGGUUCUUGGCGACGAGAAGGCAAAGCAGGUGGCCGAGGCAACCGCGCGCGCGCUGGCAAAAAAAACGUCUGUGUACAUCGCCUUCAAGAAGGUCGGCAAGAAGUUGUCGCACCUCUGGAACGACAAAAUUGUGAAGCCUCUCGCUGCGGCCAUGGCACACAAGCUCGAGCUGGGGCAAUGCCUGGGGCGCACCAAAAUGCAUUUCGAUGACAAAGUAUCAAGACGAAAAAACGGGCCCCGAAAAUUGUUCUUGCGAGUCUGCGUGUAAGCAGUUGUGCUUUUUGUGCCAUGAAGGAAAAACACAACGAUCCUGACUAGGCCGACAGGCUUCCCUCGUAUCGUUGCCCUGUGUGACUGUGGUUACAGGUAGAAGCUCAUAUAUGAAGGCUUCGCAGGGAUCCGGAGCUUUCUUCUACUGGUGUAUGCUGAGUUGACAUUUCCACUACAACAGCUUGUUCCUUCAUGUGCUGCAUUAGCAUUACGGCUAAUGCCAAUAAGAUACGCGGCACUGUGAUAAUGAUCGCUGACACAAAGGUGGGGCUAUGUGUUUUCGUUUUCAUACAAAACUGGGGAGCUUUACGAAAGUGCCAGGCCGGAUGACGCCGUCAAAAUAGAAACCGUUUCCCAGGCGCAUAAUGAACACCAGCAGGACCCAUAAUCCCCCAACGCCGAGUGCCGAGCUUCCCAAACGCGGGAAGCCAUGCUGUUUGGAGCGAAAGUGGGGGCUUUUGUCAUGCUUAAUACUUGCAACGACCUUCCGCGUUUGCCUGCAGUGGUGCAGAAUUUGAACUGAGACAGCGUUCCCCGGAAUACUGGUUUGAUGCGUGACUACUAGUAGUUGCUCGAGGAUUGAUUAUGGUGAUGGGCUCUGUAUUAGUCGCGGCCUGCCCCACUUCGCGACCCGGUCGUGGCCUAAGCAUCUGCAGAAAGGGGCGCGGGGGUGGGUCGCUGCCCUUGUGGUUCGUUCGGUCGGGGUCGGUUAGCGCGAAAAUCUAUUUCUAUUUUGCCGAUGCCACCUCCGAGCUGACGUUCCCAUAACCUUGUGCCCGACGAGGACAAGACCGUGCCCGCCGAGGAGAAGGAGCAUAUGGGGGCAGCAGGCUCAGUUGUGAUCAUGAGCCCAACUGUGGCCGCCACAGGGCGCAGUAGUAGUUCCGGCUGUGGUGCACCGGGAAAACGAUCGAGAGUGUUGACGUGCCUAGCUGUUUUGGAUUGUGUUUGGCAUAUCAGAUAAUGUAUGUCCUCGCAGCAAGGCGUCUGCGCCUCAUCUAUGAAAAUCUUUAAUCUUUGUCCUUCCGAGAAGGCAGAUCGCUGAAAGGCGACUCGUAGGCUGUUGCGUGCAACAGGAGGGACGCGAACGUGAUGGACCUGCUCCUCCAGUAGGAGUUUACGCCCUCCUCCCGCCGUGGGUUUUGCAUGAAAAUAAAAGCUCAUUGGACUCGCCUAAGCAAGCAGCAUCCUCUCCACAGUUGGCGCGAUUGCCGCGACUGAGUUGUGCUAGGUCAUACUACAUGGACGGCUGCAUCGCUUCUUCCACAAGGUAAAAACUUUGAUCACUCGGGAAAAAGCUGCGGAGGAAAAGUGCUUGGAGGGAGCCGCACAAAAAGCCGCACAAGAACCAGAAACGGCGGCGCAGGAACCGACGUUGGAAGACUAUUGUGAGGAAAAUUCCCGCAACCCCCCAUACUCGUCAGCGAGAUGCUAA